GUAGUUCUGGUUAAAGCUGAGGACUGGGAUGAACCAGGCACAGUCAAUUCAACAUUUACUCUCAGAAUUCUUUCUCAGACUCCUAACACAGAUAACGCCCAGUUUUUCAUUGACCAAAGCGGUGUCAUUUCGUUCAGGGGGUGCAUCGAUUAUGAGAAAGCUGAGAAAUAUGUACUCAUAGUUGAAGCAAAGGAUGAAGGUGACAAAAUACAGUUGUCAAGUUCCACUACAGUUUUUAUUACUGUCGAAGAUGAAAACAACAAUAGGCCGGUCAUGGAAGGUACUAACCUGGUGGCGAAUGUGAAGGAGCGGGACUCCAAUGUGACUCUUCUCAGAAUUAAGGUAUCAGACAGAGAUUAUCCUCACACUCCUGGCUGGAAAGCAAAAUACACAAUUGUAAGUGGAAACGAGAAUAAAAACUACAAGAUUCUCACCGACCCAGAUACCAACGAUGGAGUCCUGACCCUUGUGAAGUCUCUGGACUACGAAGAUGGCCAGAAGAGGACUCUCUCCAUCAUGGUGGAGAAUGAGAUUCCUUAUUCCACUUGCACAGUGAAGAAGGUUGUAGCUGACGGCCUGUGGAAGCUUGAAAAAACCAGUGAUGAGGCAGCAGAGACAAAGACCGUAACCAUCAUUGUGGAAGACGUCAACGACCCCCCAGAGUUCAUUCCUCCUUUCGGAACCGUUUAUGUUGAAGAGAACAGUGCAACUGGAAUCAAAUUGAAGACUUUUACAGCCGUUGACAGGGAUGCCAGCUUGUCAAGCAAGUUUCGGUACUCAGUGGGAGUUGACCCAGCAGGAUGGGUUUCUAUUGAUCAAACUGGUACUGUCACUAAUAAGCAAAAGGUGGACAGAGAGUCCCCUUAUGUGAAAAACAAUACUUACACAGUAACUCUUCUUGCAAUUGAUAAUGGUCUACCGCCCAUGACUGGAACAGCGACUUUAGUCAUCUAUAUCACUGAUGUCAAUGACAACACCCCCCAUUUGCUCACCACCGACAUUGACAUGUGUGUAGGCGAGACUGCCUCAGUGGCAGACUUGACCGCCGAGGACAAGGAUGAAGAGCCCUACUCCGGACCCUUCUUCUUCCAGCUGCUGGAAAAGGAAAGCCUGAAAGGGAAGUGGAGACUGGAGUCCACCCUGGGUUAUACGGUCAGACUCAUCAAAGAGAAAGACGUUUACAGUGGAGUUUACGUCUUGCAUUUUAAAAUUCAGGACACACAAGGUGAAUCAUCUGAGCAGAACCUGACAGUGACUGUGUGUGAAUGCACUGCAAUGCACAAAUGCAACCCACUGAGACUGACUAGUCACAGCAUGGGCACGGGAGCCAUUGGAGUCGGGCUGGCAACUCUGUUUCUAAUAUUGGGUAUUUUGCUGUUAGCACUAGUUUGCACAUCUGCUCGGGACAAACUAGUUUUCACCCAAAUUGAUCACUGCGAUUCCUCCUUGUUGAACUCCAAUACAGAGCACAUAGGCUCGGAUUGCCAGAUUUAUAAAGACCAAAAUGGAAGCUGGGUAGAGACAGUGAAUAACAUUAACUAUAAUUGGAAUGAAUCUACUAUGGACCAAGCGUGUUUAACAAACAGCCAAUAUGACUGUAUGGCUCAGAUAAAUAAGUUUUUGAUAAGCAAGAGAGUUGAUUCAUUACACUCUGGUCGAGGUGACCUCCUCGAGUAUAAUCCUCACCCGUAUGCUGAUGAAGGUGAAGAACCUGAAAUGCUGCCUCUUGAUGCCAUUUCCAUUCCUGACAGUGAGUUCACCCCUGAUCAGCUGCUAGACCUGGGGCCCAGGUUUAAAACCCUGGCAAGCAUUUGUAAGCCUCAAGCUCAGUGACUAACAAAUAGGUACUUGCUAAAGAAAAAACAUUAGACUGCAGUGUCUGAUCGUUGCUGUACAGAAGCCAAGUCUGAAAGAACUGUGAGUAUAAAAAUAACUAGUGAAGAAUGAACAGAGGGUUAUUAAAGGAAUGGAUUUGGGGGAAAGAGAAUCUAAAUGUUUUUUUAGUUAUGAUGAAUUAAAAGGGCUGGAUUCAAAAUGAAUUCCUUCAGAACUCGGAGGAAGCGCAGGUGUUAUUCCUGUGGAUUCAGCUGGAAUUCAUUCUGAAUUUGCGGCCAUUAUUUUAAAGUGUUACCCAUUUUGUGAAAGUCUGUAUUACAUUUCUGCUCUUUAUGUUUUUUGUUCUUUGUUUACUUAUAAAUCGUUCUUACUUUUGUAUAUCUAGUUACCAGUCUCACUGGCUAUUGGUUUUGAUACAGAGUGUUUUUUUUUUUUUUUUUUAUUGAAAUACAGAAAUGUCUUCAAGUGUUUUUUAAAAAUGUAAUUUUGCAUUCUGUACAGUUUUACCUUUCACGUAAUUAUAGGUGUUAACCCCGAAUACAACCCUAACUGGAAAUACUCAAAAGUAAAUACUCAGUUUAAUCCAUGGGGAACAGUGGCAGGUAUUAGGUUUGCUGGUGUACAAUUUCAGAGACGUCUGUUUAGCAGUGAUGUCAUACACGAUUGAGCUGAAUGUUAUAGUGAAUAGUUUUACUGAAAUGUGCAACAAAGGCUGGCCUUCCUCUCAAGCAAAAUAUUUGUGCUUAUUGCAUUCCAAAGCUUUAUUUUUUAUGUUUCUUACUUAUGUGUCAAGAUGGGUUUUUCACAAUGUUGAGGGAACUGUGUUAUUAUUAUUAGUGUUAUCAUUAUUAUUAUUAUCAUUAGUUUAUCUGGCAGACGCCUUUAUCCAAGGCAAACUUACAGGUGUUACAGGGUAAUUACUUUACAGUAAGUGCAAAUACUACUAGAAUACAAUAUGAGAUAAGAAGUAAUAAGUUAGCAUUAAAGCAAUUUGUAUCUACAAUGACAUAAUAGUAGUGCAAUAGCACAAUUAUAGUGUAGGUAUUUCUAUUUUUAUAAUAUCAUAAAUUAUAUUUUUAAAGCACCAUAAAACCAGUAGCAGUUGACAAAACCAAACUCAAUGCAAGAUCCUGGGCCACACCUAUCCUUUCAUUACCCCAAAUAAACACUGUAAGUCCUAUUCACCUUGCUUAUUGAAGUACUAAAUCCACUUCACACCCACUCAUAAGGAUUCAGUAAUACAAACACUUUGUGUUGCUACAACGAAGACACUUCACUUUGAAACCUUCGCCUGAUAUGUUUCUUUGUACUGUGUGAAUGUACAACAAUAAGAAGCUAGGCAAAGUAGACAAAGUUUGGUCUUCUUCCGCAUAUUUCUUAAUCACUGUAGUACACUGACGAAGGGACACGUCAAAACAUUUGUCGCUCAUAGUUUUAACUGUUGAUUCAGUGCAUGUUGGAGUUAUGAUGAUCUUCUUUCUUAGUAAGCAAGAGAGAACUUUUUUUUUUAAAGGUUGUUUUUUUUGUGUAAAUAUUUCUGUAGGUGUUUGUUUUACAUUGUUUAACCCCCCUCUAAAUAAAUAAAUAAAUAAAAUAAAGAAUUUCUGUGUUUCAUUGCAAAGGUAUUGUUGGUGCUAAUAAACACUAAUACAUAUCAAUAAAUCAGCAGAAAUUCUGGUUUGCAUUACACAAUAUCUCCAUUGUGUUUUUUUCAGAAGCUGUGAAUUAUUUGGCUAGAGAUUGCCUGGGCAAGCCUAAAAUGGGGCAAGCCUCUACAUGGGUAGGCCCAUCUUAAUUGUUUUUGAUACACUGAGGAAGGUCAUGCAACCGAAACGUUUGCACUGAGAACUUUUUGAACGUAAUCAACCUUUCUGCUUGUUCUUCUAUUAAUAAAAGACUGCUUUUUCACAUACCCUAAUCUUUAUUUUGUAGUGUUUUUUUUAUAUCACCACUCUUCAAAUAGCAGUGUGAGGAACAUUUUGAACUUUUAACAAUUCAUGCAUUUGGAGAUCUACGCACCUGGUUUUGUUUAUUUGGACUUUGCUUUUAAGGUGCAGUAAGGACGUCAUUUAAAAAAAAUGAUACAUAAACAUACCACAAAACAUCAGCUAGCAAUACUUCCACAUCUAAAUCUGGGAUAUUGUUUGGCAUAAUACAUUAUCAUGUAUACAUUUACUACAGGCAAACAAUAACUUUAAAUUACACAACUAACAAAAAUCGAAAAAUGUGACAUUUCAAAAUCUAACAUGAGAUACUAUACUACUAUUUUGGCUUCCAGUAGACUUUGAUAAUAUCAUCUUGUAGCUUCUUUGAUUACAUGAUAUUAAAUAAAUGAUCUGA
Acipenser ruthenus (sterlet) is the source of this 4176-nucleotide messenger RNA. RefSeq names its product desmocollin-2-like. Gene Ontology annotation, molecular function: calcium ion binding; cadherin binding. Lineage: Eukaryota; Metazoa; Chordata; Actinopteri; Acipenseriformes; Acipenseridae. The coding region runs from base 274 to 1833 and encodes 519 amino acids. The transcript has 11 exons. Gene Ontology annotation, cellular component: plasma membrane; adherens junction; catenin complex. Gene Ontology annotation, biological process: multicellular organism development; cell-cell junction assembly; adherens junction organization. The record is from RefSeq and is a predicted model, not a curated record.